Molecule: messenger RNA, 2947 nt
Organism: Oncorhynchus kisutch (coho salmon)
Lineage: Eukaryota; Metazoa; Chordata; Actinopteri; Salmoniformes; Salmonidae
Product: heterogeneous nuclear ribonucleoprotein U-like protein 2
Exons: 12
Coding region: 167-2644 (825 amino acids)
Biological process (GO): alternative mRNA splicing, via spliceosome
Cellular component (GO): nucleus
Molecular function (GO): protein binding; RNA binding
Source: RefSeq, a predicted model, not a curated record
AUAUUGAAUUUUACAGGACAGCAGUCUCUGGGUGUGUUUUGAUUCGAGCAGUUGCUUUCUUUUGCUAAAGUUUUUAUAUUUUUUUACUGCAGAACAAUCAUUUGGAAGCUCAUGAGGUAAAGUAACGUUUUUAACUUGAUAAAAGCAACGCACAUUUCAGUGGAAAAUGAAACUGUCAGAAGUCAAAAAACUAAAAGUGGCCAAACUACGAGUCAUGCUCAAAGAGCGAGCACUGGACAUCAAAGGACUGAAGGCAGAACUCGUUGGGCGUUUGAUGUCCGCUUUCGAAGCUGAAUUGCAAGCUCCAGAAUCAAGCGAUCUUGGACAAGACAAGGAAGUCCCUGGUCUUGGAGAAGAGUCGAAGCCACAAGAUGACGAUUCACCCAGAGCAUCCACAGUGUUAGCGAUGGAGAGAGAAGUCCCUCUACCGGGCGAGGAGGCGAAAGCCACUGGACACGAUGGAGACGUUGCAUGCACCGCAAGUUCAGAGAUGAUGGUGAGACCUAGAGCUGAUUGUUCUCCUAUCGGUGCAGACACCGAGGCACCUGCAAUUUCAGCAGCCAAACUUGAUAACACGUCAACAAGUCAGUUGGAAGACGUGUGUGUAAUCAGCACUUUUACCAUGAGCCCGUGUGCAAAAACCACGGCAGACAAAGAAGGGUUGAUGGAGCAGACCUCGUUAAAUCAACAAGUAGAGCAACAGCAACAUGUCACAAGUAUGUUGGUUGUUGGGCAGUCUAAAGAAGAUCAUGCAGGAUCAGCUGUGCAGAACAGAGUUGAGGAGGAGGACAGUGUUUCCAUGGUGGCCCAGAGAGGGAGCAGCACUGCAUCCAGCCUCAGCCUGGGAUCUGUGGCCAGUGACCAGACCAACCAGGACACCGUGUUUCACAUGGACAAAGACGAGGAAAAUAAGGCUGGAGGUGGAGGGGAGAAGCGUGGGGUAAAGAGGCCUGCUCAGGGUGAGAGAACCAGAGGCAGGGCCUACUACGAAUUCAAGGAGGAGAUCCAGUACAACAGGGCCAAAUCCCCACCGCCUCAGCCUGAGAGUAAUGGUGUUGAUGCCGAGGAAGACGGAGGGCGGGUCAGACUAGACUCCUACGGCGGUGACCUGCACUUUGAGGUGGGCCGGGACGGCUGCAGCGGCCAGCCAAGGUUCUGGGAGCGUUGCCCUCUCCUGUGGUCUGGAUGCAGACUGACACACGGAACUCACCAGGGGAGGGUGGGCUUCGAGGCUAUGUUUGAGAAAAAGCUGGUGUCUCCAUCACUGGACUCUGAGGACCCUGAGCACCAUGGUCUGAGACUGGGCUGGUCAGUGGAGCGUUGGAACUCCAACUUGAUGCUCGGUGACGAGGACUUGUCUUACGGUUACGACGCUAGGGGCAGAAAAGUGACGGCUGGGAAAGAGGAGGAGUUUGGAGAGCCCUUUUCAGAGGGCGAUGUCAUUGGCUGUUAUGCUUCUUUCUCUAAGGAGGAAGGAGUUGAGCUCUCCUUCCAUAAGAACGGUCGCCUUAUGGGAAUGGCGUUCCACCUGAGUUCGGCUGCUCUCUGCGGUUCUGUGCUGUACCCCCACGUCCUCUGCAAAAACACCUCUAUCACCCUCAACCUGGACCCCACGUCUCCCCCCUGGUACCCCAGCCCUGCAGGGUACACCCCCCUCUCCUCCCUGCCUGCUGGACAAAGGCUCAGUGCCCCAACCCCACCAACCUCCAAACUGCAGUGUGAGGUGUUGAUGAUGGUGGGUCUGCCAGGGGCAGGUAAGACCCACUGGGCCAGGGCUCACAUGAAGCAAUACCCAGAGAAGAGAUACACCCUGCUGGGCACCGCAGGCCUCCUACCCUGCAUGAAGGGGCAGGGUCGUAGAGAGAGCAGGCUGCAGCAGGCCUCUCAGUGUCUCAGUGAGCUGAUCAAGGUGGCGGCUCAAACUCCACGCAACUACAUCCUGGACCAGCCCAACGUCCACCCCUCAGCUCAGCGCCAGAGGCUGCUGUGGUUCGCGGGUUUCAGGCGGAGGGCGGUGGUGGUGUUCCCAUCUAAAGAGGAGUGGAAGAGGCGUCUGCAGGAGCAACAGGAGGAGGAGGGGGACAAGAUCCCUGAAACGGAUCUCCACAAGGUCAAAGUGAGCUGCACUCUGCCGGAGCAGGGAGACCUGCUGGAGAAGGUGCUGUUUGUGGAGCUAGCCAGAGAGGAAGCACAGGCUCUCUUGGAGGGGUACAAAAAAGAGUCAAAAAGCCUGCUCCCCCCUGUCCCCUCCGCCCCCAAACAACGGAAGAAACCCCGCGUCCGAUACAAUAACCCCCAUAGCCUCGGACUUCAGUCUUAUCACCUUAACAAGACCAGAUUUGGAAGGAUGGCCACGCAAGACUAUAACCCCACUAAACCCCUCAUCAAGGGCCGGAUGGACAGGGGGUACAAUCCAGUGGCGGCUGGUGACUUGAGAGGUUGGGACCGCACAUGGUUCAACCAGGAGCAGCCAUACCCAUAUGGUCAUCAGCAGUACUGGACACCACAGCAGCUCAGAUAUUGGAAUCAGAGUUACCAAGACCAGGACUAUUACAGCAACGAGAAUCAGGUUUACCAAGACCAGGACUACUAUGGUAACAGGAACUACACUUAUGAUAGUUACCGUUACCAGGGUUACUGUUAAACAUCUAAAGAGAUCAGCAAAUUCUGCAGGUGGUUUUUAUAAAGAUUUAUUAUACAGGUUAUAUCUUACAUUAUCUUACAGCAUUUUUAUGCAAAGUUGGGAAAUAUUGUGCCUCCACCAGGUGCCUAAGUGUCAAACAUUAAGCAACGUUUGUAUGGAGUUAUCUUUUUCUGAAAUACUGCUGGAACUUUAUAUUCAGGGAAUGUUUCCUCAGACAUUUUCAUAGCGGGGGUCUUAAAACUUUCUACAAAAGUAUUGUCUCUUAAAGCAACAACAACAUUAAAUCGCUGCUUUUUCGUUGAA